Molecule: messenger RNA, 1494 nt
Organism: Penicillium salamii
Lineage: Eukaryota; Fungi; Ascomycota; Eurotiomycetes; Eurotiales; Aspergillaceae
Source: the annotation of a GenBank genome assembly
AUGACGUCCAUCCCAGAAUACUCUGCUGCGGGCAGAACCAGGUCCUCCGAUGGAGCGACCGCCAGCUCUGAUGCAAGCUCCACAUUCCAAGUUUCAUCGACCGAGUCGACUGAGUCAACAGAGGGCAUCGAAACGGUAUUUCUCAACAAGGAAAUUCCAACUACAAGUCCCGAACUAGACUUGUCUGUCAAACCGUUGAAUGGGUCACCACAGUCAUCACAACCCCACACCGAUGACGAUGAACCGCGCAAAUGCUGGAUUUGCUACACAGACGAAACGGAGAUCUCGCCGCUGAAUCAGGAAUGGCGGUCGCCAUGCCCGUGUGCCUUGACAGCUCACGAGGCCUGUCUUCUUGACUGGCUUGCAGAUAUGGAGAACCCGAAAACACGCAAGAACAACGCCGGAGGCGUUACGAUGCAAUGCCCACAGUGCAAAACAGAGAUUGUCGUCACCCGUCCUCGAAGCUACAUGGUCGAUGCUCUUCGGUUGGUUGAGCGGGUUGCCGGUCGACUGGUCCUUCCAGGCAUGAUGUUUACUGUGGCGGGUACAGUAUGGGCUGGAUGCUGUGCGCAUGGUGUUUACUCCAUGUAUUUCAUUUUCGGAACAGAGGAAGCCAAGCAAAUCAUGGACGAAAGCAUGGACGGCCCAUGGAACCCGGGUUUGAACAUUGGUCUACCUUUGAUUCCUCUUGUCCUCAUCUUCUCUCGCACGCGCUACGCGGAAGGUCUGCUCCCAGCCAUUCCAGUGCUUUUCUUCGCUGCCCAUAACCCGGCACAAGAGCCCGAUUUUGACCUGUGGCCUCCUACGCCUUCUAUCGCAUUUGCAGCACUUCCAUAUGUGAAGAGUUUCUAUGGUGCACUCUAUGAGCGACUAUUUGGCAGCCUGGAGAGAAAAUGGAUCGCGGAGGUUCAGCCGCGGGCGGCGGAGGAAAUUCUAGAUGAUGCACAGCAACAAGAUCAGGCAGAGGGUCUUCACCGCUUCGGGGAUAACGGCAAUGGACAGAUUCUCAUGGAAAUCGAUCUUGAACUCAAUGUCGGAAUGGGCAAUGAGGAGCAAGCCGAGCAGGCUCAACCUGUUGGCGCCGACGAAGAUGCCGACGCUGCCGACGGACAAGCACAAAACCCGGAGCCAAACGAGAACCCACUUGGACUUGGACGACGACAGAACGAGAUCAUACACGACACCGGCAAUCUUGCAGAUAUCAUACUUGGCGCGUUGGUCUUCCCGGCAAUCUCAGCUUCCAUGGGUGGCAUCCUCAAAUGCGUUCUGCCUAAAGCCUGGACAACACCGUCCACAGUUCUAGAGCGAACUCGUCCAGGGCUCCUCCAGACUCGCUGGGGCCGCAGUGUUCUCGGCGGGUGCAUGUUCGUUCUGUUGAAGGAUGCAUUGGUCCUUUACUGCCGUUGGAAACUGGCACAAACGCACCGUCGCCGCAAGGUUCUCAAUUAUGAUCGGGCUAAGAAGCAUCAAGCUUCGAAGAGAUCCACCCGGUAG